Molecule: messenger RNA, 7162 nt
Organism: Trichomycterus rosablanca
Lineage: Eukaryota; Metazoa; Chordata; Actinopteri; Siluriformes; Trichomycteridae
Gene: zbtb16b
Product: zinc finger and BTB domain containing 16b
Exons: 7
Coding region: 298-2268 (656 amino acids)
Biological process (GO): regulation of transcription by RNA polymerase II
Cellular component (GO): nucleus
Molecular function (GO): protein binding; DNA-binding transcription factor activity, RNA polymerase II-specific
Source: RefSeq, a predicted model, not a curated record
AGUUCAGCUUUAAUAUUGCAUUGCACACGUUAUUUAUGUUUUAUACAUGUUAAAAGGCACCAGGUGACAUUUCGGGUUUCGGCUUUGCGAGCGUUUACUUUUAUAAAACGUGCACGGAUGAUUUAGAUUGGAUUCUGUGAAGCGGGGUGUUGCAAAGCUUGUGCAACUUCUUUGCACAGGCAGGUGCAGGAGUUGGGUUGGUGCGUGCCCGUGCACACAGAUUGCAAAAAGAGUGUUUAGAGACACUCGAGAAGCAAGAGGACAACGCCGUGAGAUGGUCUGGGUAACAUCACUGUGAUGGAUUUGACUAAAAUGGGUGUGAUCCAUCUCCAAAACCUUGGCCACCCCACCGCUCUCCUGCAGAAGGCCAACCAAAUGCGCCUGUCUGGGACAUUGUGCGAUGUGGUCAUUAUGGUGGACAGCCAAGAGUUCCAUGCCCACAGGACUGUCCUAGCGUGUGUCAGCAAGAUGUUUGAAAUCCUGUUCCACCGAAACAGCCAACACUACACCCUGGACUUCCUGUCACCAAAGACUUUCCAGCAGAUCCUGGAAUAUGCCUACACUGCCACACUACAGGCGAAACUAGAAGAUCUGGACGACCUGUUGUAUGCUGCGGAGAUUCUGGAGAUCGAGUAUCUAGAGGAGCAAUGUCUGAAGAUCCUGGAGACCAUUCAGUCUUCUGAAGAGAACGACGUUGACAUAAACAUGAAUGAGAAUGGGACAGAAGACGAUGACGAGCGCAGGAUGAAGUAUUUGAAGAGCGCAUUCUCGAAAAAGCAUUCCAUACAGGAGGCAGGGUACAACAAUGCCGGCCGCCAUCGACUGUCCAUGGUCAAUGUGGUUGACAAGAAGCCUUUAGUCUCGACACCCUUGGGCCUUCCGACUAUCAGCCCCACAAAAACCGCUGUGGAGAGUCUGAUGAGCAUCGGCCAGUCUAUCCUAGAGGGCACUGUGCCACAUAGCAUCACUUCCCUUCAAGAAAACACGCCUCCACCUCUGGACAAGGUCAAGAUCGAGAUGAUGCAGGUAGACGAGGAGUACGGUCACGAAGGCAACUCUUCAAGACACUCAGACGGCACUGGCGAAUCCAAAAACAGGGGCACCCCAGGAACCCCCACAAGAGGAAGCGUGAUCACUAGCGCCCGUGAGCUCAGUUCCACCGACGGUACUCCUGAAACACACGAUGCCAGCCAAGUGGGGCCGGUAAACAUCGCCGGUCUGGCUGAGAGACACCUUGCUGCGUUCUAUUCCAUGCCAGCUAACUAUAAAAGUGAGAGCGUGCUGCCCAUGCCUGUGUCCAUAGCUUCUUCGAUGCACAUGCCACCCGCUAUUGCAAUGUCUCCAGACUUUAGUGCCUAUGGAGGGCUGUUCCAGCAGAGCUUCAUUCAGCGGGAGUUCUUCAGCAAGUUGAGCAAUUGCACAGCGGGCGCGAAACGGGAGGGCCAGAGCCGACGGGAACGCUGCGGCGUGUGCGACAUGGAGCUGCUCGACAAUGAGACUGCAGAGCAACACAGGAAACUGCACAGCGACACAAAAACAUUUGGUUGUGAGUUCUGUGGAAAGCACUUCUUGGACAGUUUACGGCUGAGGAUGCACAUGCUGUCUCACUCAGAUGGACCAAAGGCGCUGGUGUGUGAUCAGUGUGGGGCUCAGUUCUCUACAGAGGAAGCACUGGAGGCUCAUCGGCAGACUCACACUGGCACAGACAUGGCUGUGUUUUGUCUGCUUUGUGGGAAGCGCUUCCAGACUCAGAAGGCACUGCAGGGCCACAUGGAAGUCCAUGCCGGUGUUCGCAGCUACAUUUGCAGCGAGUGUGAUCGUACUUUUCCCAGCCACACGGCACUCAAGCGCCACCUCCGCUCCCACACAGGUGACCAUCCAUACGAGUGUGAGUUCUGUGGGAGCUGUUUCCGGGAUGAAAGCACACUGAAGGGCCAUAAACGCAUCCACACUGGAGAGAAGCCCUACGAAUGUAACGGCUGUGGCAAAAAGUUCAGUCUUAAACACCAGCUGGAGACCCACUACCGUGUCCACACAGGUGAAAAGCCGUUCGAGUGUAAGCUGUGCCACCAGCGCUCACGUGACUAUUCUGCCAUGAUCAAACACCUACGUACCCACAACGGAGCUUCGCCGUACCAGUGUACCAUCUGCCAGGAGUACUGCCCCAGUCUGUCGGCCAUGCAGAAGCACAUGAAGAGCCACAAGCCCGAGGACGUCCCUCCGGACUGGAGGAUCGAAAAGACCUACUUGUACCUGUGCUACGUGUAAGACGGAGGACAGAAGAAGAGAAAAAAGGGGAGCAGCUGGUAUCUGUGUUUCAGUUACUCGUUUUACUAAAAGCCUGGGCCAAAGAUGGACAGGAAAAGUAAUCAACUGUGUUGUGAGACAAUGUCUUUUUAUUGUUGUUUGAUAUGAACAUAGAUUUAUUUGCAGCUGUCUUUAAUGAAAAUAUGCAGUUCGCGUCUUGAGAAAAGGACUUUUAUGAAAGUAUAGGCCUCUAAAAGUACUAUGAUACAGUAUUUGAUUAUAUUCAAACCCACCACAAGUGGGUACAAGUGAUUCCCGAUUAGAAAAUGAAAAACUGCCACUCCCUUUAUUCCAGCUGAAAAUUUGCUGCACUACAUUUCAUUUUUUUUGAGUAAUAUUCAAUAACAUUGUGUUCUUUUUUUAUUCUUUUGUAUUCACACAUGUGUAGAAGUGUAGAAUUCUCAUUCGAACCACCUGUCAAAACGAACAAAAAAUAUUUACCAUCACAUUCAGAGUUAAAGCGGAUAAUUAGGUGAAGUGCGGCAGAAAUAUGCCGUGAUCUAUGAAGACUUUUUAAAAAGACAUCUGUUCAGAAGUGCAGGCGUAUCACACUUACUUAGUUGAGUGUUAAAAGCACUUCAAGGUGGCCAAUUAACAGUAACCGAAAUUCUGCUGUAUUAAGGAGAACACCACAUUAAGGACAUUCAGGGAUGUUGAAUAGAAAAAAACCCAUUUAGAAAAACUACACUGUGCACUUUCACAACUGACAUCACAACCACAAUGUACAGGAUAUUCAUUACAUCCAGAUUGUUUACCAUUACUUCACCAUAUAAAUAAUGCCUGGUAGACUUUUUCUUUACAUUUAAGUGAGUAUUAAAUGUAACCUGGUGGCUGAACGAUUACAAAAUGAUAACAAACCAAAAUCUUACAGGAGACUCAAAAAUUUGAUUGGAAAUGCUUUCUCACACUGUGAUUAUACAAACUGGCAAAAGAAAUGGUUGCCAGGUUUUGCCAAGGAUAUCUUUAGAAUGUCUUUUUGUUUGUUUAUUUCUGUUUUAAUCAGAAAUCGGUUUACAUAAAAAGUUUUAGCUUGUCAGUGUGCACAUUUUAAAUUGUAUAAUCAGGGUUAUUAUUGUCAACCAAAACUGUCAACAACUGCUAAACAUUACAAAUAGCUUUGUAAUACUUUCUUUAAAACAGUCAAGGCGGUGGUAGCUUUGUGGUUAAGGUACUGGACUAGUCAGCAAAACCAGGUUACCGCUGUUGGACCCAUGAGCAAGGGCCUUAAACAUCAGUGGCUUGCACUCACUCACAACUGUAAGUUGUUUUGGAUUAAACUGCCAAAUACCGUUUUAUAAAAGUAUUUAAAAAGUACAAAUGUGAACUGCAAGAACUAAACCACCCCCCUUGCACACACACACACCAAAACAAUUGGUUUGUUUUCAGCCUGCUUUUGUGCUGUGAUCGUUUUGUAUCAUCAAUCUUUAAGCCACAACAGUGUUUUGAUACACUGAUGCAGUUUCAGUGACUUUAUAUUCCCAUUUCACACUAAUCACGCUCAUUAUGUCAAUAAUCUUUCGUUAGUGCCGUGUAUUAAUUCUUUAACUGUUGUACAUUGUAUAGAGAUUAAUCAUACAACAGGCUGAAUGUUCAAACAGAUUACGGAUAUGAAAUAUGGAGAUAAAAGUAAUCUAAAUUUUAGAUGAAUGGCCAGUAUGCAGUAUUCAGCUGUUGAGAUUUUACUUUUUUACUGUUUUAGCUUUUAUGGUUUGUUGUUUGUUUUUACUUGAAAUAUCUUUUUUAAUACUUUCUCUCACUUUCUGCUUUUCUGCAAUCAGGAGGAGGAUUCAGUUUAUUAGUCAUAGCUUAAUCAUAAUGAGGGGUGGAAAUAACACAUAUUUUAUAAAAUGUGUUACAUUUGAACAUAAUCUUCAGUAAAAUAUUGCAUUCAUAACUACUUUCUUUUGGUCCAAAAACAUAUUAGACACACCAGGCGUCAAUCCAUUGCAUGGCAACACAAACUCACCCAUACACUUGGAAAGAAACCAAAGUAGGAUGUAGGAACCUUACAUAGAUACAGACAGAUGAAGAACAUGCAAAACUCAUCAGGAUUAAGCCCAGUUCUUCAAUGACAUCAUAAUUCAGUACAGUAUUAUUUCUUUCUUACAAUUAAACUGUAGUUUCAGAUCAAAGAGGUGGAACUGACCAAAACCUUUUAACAGAAUUUAAAUAAAACCUUAAUCGAUCCCUUAAAAUGUGAUUUCAUGAUAAUUUAUAAUUUUGCUGUGUCGUUGUAUUUUUAUAUUAAUUCCCAGUUUAAGUAAACAUUUCACACAAUGAAUUUAUCUUUAAUACAAUAACAUACUCUUCAUCGGUCUGUUUUGCACAUUUUCUUGUUUUUAUAAUUUGCAUUAUUUCAAAUUUAAUCUUAUUCUUAAUUCACACAAAUUUUGAUUUACUUGACUGACAUCAGAUUGACACUCCAUCUAACAGUAAAACAAAUAUAUAUAAAUAUCCUGACUGGUUAAUAAGAGGAAUUUUAAAAGGGAAAAAAUUAAGCUAUGGUAUAAGGGAGAAACUUGAACAUUGUGAUUAAAAGUGUUGUCUCAUUAUGUGAAAUUAAAGAUGUUAAAGGACGUGGAGUACAAAUAGGUACAUACAUUGUGUUUAAAAGUAAAAAAAAAUAAUAAGAAAGAUGCUUUCCUGUUAAGCAAAAAAAUAUCUUCACUUUCAGAUUAGCCAAAUGUGGCACUUUGUUUAAAAAAUGUUGUAUUUUUGUAUCCUGUAACGUGCUAUACAUGUCCACUUGUUUAUAUUCAAGUGAGUCGAGUACUUUUACAGUAACUUUUAAAUUGUGUAUGUUCUUGAUUUUGUGAUUUUUUCUCGUGCCUCUUUUACAAUGUUGACAAUGUUCAGUAGUAGGUGUAUGUACAGCUCAUAUUGUGGUCGCUGCUGCUGGGUGUUAAUUCGUUGACGGUGAUCUGCUCAAAUUUGCAGGUCUAAAGUCUCGAAUUCAGCAUUGAUAAGCACAACAUUUUUAUGUACUUGUAUCGUGUUCACUACAUUCUCACUGUGAGAGUCACGUCAAGAGUUAUAUGCAGGUUUGUGUACGUGCAAUGUGAGUCAAAACUAUUAUUGUGCGUGCACUGUGAGUCAAAACAAUUAUUUCAGUGUUUAAAUGCACUAUGUGUGAUGAAAAAAUAUUCUUCCAUGAAUCUACAGCAAGACUUUUGCAUUCUUUCUUUAUGGUGUUAAACAGGGUUGGGCAGAAACAAUAUGCAAGGCUAAUAGACUGAAUAUACAUAGUCCCAAAUGUAUUAACUAAUGUAUUCUGUUAAACACAUGCAUUAUGAAACAUAUUUAGAAUACAUAUUCACACAAAAUAUCUAAAUAACACUAUCUCAGUGUUAUUGGUAAGGACAGUGUCCAGUGCUACAGUGUAUGUGGCCUAAUAAAUGUGUAUUUAAACCUGUUUAAAGGUUUAAAGGGCUUACUGAGGCUUAAGCCCUUGGUCCCAAAAGAUCACAAAAUCCAAUACAAGCAGUUAUAUAAAAAUAUAUACCUGUUAAUUGUAAUAAAAAUAGACAAAAAUAGCCUCCAACAUAAAUUAAACCUAAACCAAAGUACAGAGAAAAAUGUUUGUAUUAUGCUGCAUGUAUUGCUAAAACUAAACUACACUAAAUAAAACACUAAACUGAAUUAAUUUAGUUUAAAAGGUUCUGUAAAAUCUAAAGCUAGUCAUUUCCCAAAUAACAAAAACACAUAUGAACUCUUUAAACUGACAAAACCUGAACUGAAUUUGAUAAAGAAAAAUGUAAAAACUAAAUAAAAACCUUAAUUUUAAAACUACAAAAUUCCUGGAAAGAAAGUGUGAGUUUCUGUCAGGCACAUCAAGUGUGGCAACCAAAAUGCUAAACCACUGAGAUUGACGUGCUAAAUUGCCAAAACAAUAAAGAAACCAACAAAUAAUUAAACAAAAAAGAGGUUUAAGCCUUUUUCAAGCCUUAUUAGUAAAACCUUAUUUUUUAAGCUUUUUAAGGUUUAACAUUUUAAAAUGAUCUCCCCCAUCAUCUCUCAAAAAAGCAAAUGUACUUUGAAUACAUGUCAAAAUAAAUCCUGGACUGAAUACAUUUUUGUAAUUUGUAUUUUAAAUACUUGCAAUCUGUUACUGCCCAACCCUGCUUAAUAGAAAUAGAAUAUUAAAACAAACUGAGCACAGUCAGGGAUGCCAUCACAAACUGCACACUUUCAGAUCAAAAAUGUAAAUCUCAGCAAAACUGUCAGCACUGAAAAAUGAUUUUGUUUCCUUUAGGCAGUUGGUAUUAUUAGCCUCUGCUGUGAAUGUACAAUGCAAACAAACUUCAUAGCAUUUGCAGUAAACAUAUUAGACAGCACAGACGACAAAGUGGCAUCCCUGUGGCAUUGUGUUAUCAGUCUGAAAGCGCCAUUUUUUCUCAGUGCCAUUCUCUUAUAAUUUGAUAAAUGCUAGCACUGAGAACUUACAUGGGACCAAAUGGAUUUAGCUAGUUAAAUCGUUAUAUUUUUUUCUUUAUUGUGAUGUGUUUACUCUUAUGUUGAAAUGAUUUGCAAUUAUUGUCGUUAAUGUUACUGUCUACCUCAGCACCAAUUCUUUAUGUAACGUUAAAAGGUGCCCAAUUACAAUUGUUCUUUUUUUCUCUCUCUUUAGUGCAUACAUGCAUUUUGUUUCUUAGCAGGCUCUUUGUUAGGUCGUUUGUUGUAAAAAAUUUUCUCAGUAUUUUCAGCAUAUGCUGUCCUGUUGCACUGUGUGGUGAAAUUAAUGCUGCAGACUGAGGUAGAUUCCUUUCUCUUCUCUCUGUGUGAGUUCAAACACAGCUUUGUGUAACUUAGUGUUGUCUGGAGUGUGGAAAAAUAAAGAAUCAAAAGAGAUUAAAAA